AUGUUUCUGCACAUCCGGCCAGAAGCGCUUGAAGCGACCUUCUCGGCUUUGGCUGACAACCUCACUGGCAGCGAAGCACGGUCGGUCAGAGACUUCUCCACCAGGUGGUUCAGCACGUCAGGCAGCGCAUUGCUGGUGACGGAAUUUGUCACCUACUACGAGGCCAACGACACUUACCAGGGCAACAAUGUAGGCUUGCUGGACGCCAUCAACACCAUAGUUGCUGAUUUGUCCGGGCCGGCGUCUCUUCUUCAGAGUGGGACCUCUGCAGUGGACGAAAACCUGGCUGACAGUUGUGGUUACCUUGCAUCUUAUGCGGAUGCGGUGUUUGGAGAGGGCAAUCUCUACGAGAUGCUGACAGAGCUGCUCAUUUGA
Molecule: messenger RNA, 375 nt
Organism: Durusdinium trenchii
Lineage: Eukaryota; Dinophyceae; Suessiales; Symbiodiniaceae
Source: the annotation of a GenBank genome assembly